AUGGGUCAUGGUGGUAUGAGUUAUCAAUUGAAAACUGUUCGUUUAAUAAUGAUAUUAGUUAAUGUAAUAUUUUUUUUGAUCGGUGCAAUAUUAUUAGGUGAAGGUAUUGAUCUUCUAGUUAGUGGACGUUUUCAGAAUUUUACAGAAUUUAUGUCAAAUGUUCAAAGUUCAAAUAAUACACAGAAGAAUGUUUUAUCUGAUGAAAUUUUGUAUAUAAUUAUGAUCAUUCCCGGUUUUAUACUUCUAUCAAUUGGAUUUUUUGGUUGUUCUGGUGCAUUAACUCAAAUGCAAUGUAUUUUAUUUACUUAUUCUUUUACUAUUGGAAUAAAUUUAAUAUUUCAAAUGAUAAUAAUUAUUAUUUUAAUUAUUUUUCCAUCUAAACUUAAAGAAAAUUUUAUAUUUAUAAUCCGUGUAUUAAUUCGUGAUCAAUACAAAGGACCACUUGAGAAAAAUCUUCAAUUAACAUCAUAUCUAUGGGAUUUAAUUAUGUAUCAGUUAAAAUGUUGUGGUAUAGAAAGUAAAAAUGAUUUUGAUAUAACAAAUAAUUGGGAUCGAACAAAUCCAUGGUGGACUAAUUCAAUGGCAAUUGAGAAUAAAAAUUUUAAAUAUCCAUUAACAUGUUGUCCAAUAAAUAAUAUUUCGAAUAAAAAUUGGCACUUAUCUCAGAAAGUUAUUUCAUGUGCUCUUCAGGGAAAUGAUAUUUAUGAAAUUGGUUGUUAUAAAAAACUUAUUGAUAUAUUUUAUUCAAGUCAAGUUACAAUUUUUAUUGUUAUUUCAUUUAUUAUUAUAAUCGAAAUGACUGCUUUAAUUUUUGUAUUAGUUAUCUAUAAUCGAAAUCAAAUGGAUAGAAUUCAUCAUAUCAUGGAAGAAUUACCACCACCAUAUCCUACGAGAACGAGAAUGAACAAUGCAAAUUUAUAUUUUCAAAUUUAA
This is a messenger RNA of Rotaria sordida, 933 nucleotides long. The record is from the annotation of a GenBank genome assembly. Lineage: Eukaryota; Metazoa; Rotifera; Eurotatoria; Philodinida; Philodinidae.